This is a messenger RNA of Mytilinidion resinicola, 1014 nucleotides long. RefSeq lists its product as uncharacterized. The transcript has a single exon. Bases 139 to 1014 code for a protein of 291 amino acids. Lineage: Eukaryota; Fungi; Ascomycota; Dothideomycetes; Mytilinidiales; Mytilinidiaceae. The record is from RefSeq and is a predicted model, not a curated record.
GUUUCUCGGCACCUAGGGACGCACCUUACAUAUGUGAAGCUCAAACACCGUUACGUUCACCUCUGCAGACGUUAACGAUAGACUCACGUGACCAAUACCGCUCUUUGUCCCUCCAAUCCCGAAUCCCAAAGCAACGCAAUGCCGUUCUUUGAGCUCCCCUUCACAUUUCCAUCUCCGGUCCCCUCUUUGUUCGCCAAUUCAAAUGACGAACCCCAACACUCAAAACCCUUCAACUCCUCCACUCCCUACACCUCUCCCCAUCACUCCUACUCCACCAAACAUACCCCCAAAAAACCCCCAAAGCCUACCAUGGCCAACCCCCACCCAAUAUCCUUCUCCCCCUCCUCCUCUUCCUCCACCACCACUUCCUCCGGCAGCUCCUACGAAAUCUACGAACCCCCCAGCCCGCCCGGCUAUGAAUACGCACAACACCGCCGCUCCUCCAGCACCCUCCAAUCCCAAUCGUCUCGACGCCCCAGCACCCUCCCCUCAUCUCCCCCCUCCCGCCACCCUAGCACCCUGUCCCAGAUCCCCAACGUCCCGCCCCCCGGCCCCGCGGAACUCCACCCCGCUCUCAAAGCGGAGCGGCGACGCUCCUCCGGCGCCGCACCAACCCGGAGGGUUAGCCUCCCGGGCAUCGCGCCGAGCAAGUACUCGGAGUAUAUCUACGACACCGGGGGAGCCUCGACAUGGGAGACGGUGGUUUGGUGGGCCUCGCAGGCGGCGUUGUGGGCUGGCGCGGUUGUGUUAGCGGCGGUUGCGUUGGUUGUGCUCAAAGAGCUGGGGGGAGGGGUGUGGGGGGCGGUGGGGGAGUAUAGGAGGAGUAGGGGCUGGGGCUGGGGCUGGGGCUGGGGGGUUGGGAGAAUCGGGAGUUGGAAGUGGUGGUGGAGUUUGGUUGAUGUUAUGGGGUUUGGCGGCAGGGGCAAGGGGGAUGGGUUGACGAGGGCGGAGAGGGCAGAUUUGGGGUUUCUGCCGUGUUGGCGCGGGGAGGGGGGUAGGUGGGUUUGUAAGUAG